Chenopodium quinoa (quinoa) is the source of this 2360-nucleotide messenger RNA. Its product is annotated as pentatricopeptide repeat-containing protein At1g02370, mitochondrial-like. Lineage: Eukaryota; Viridiplantae; Streptophyta; Magnoliopsida; Caryophyllales; Amaranthaceae. The transcript is spliced from 2 exons. Gene Ontology annotation, cellular component: mitochondrion. Bases 185 to 1135 code for a protein of 316 amino acids. Gene Ontology annotation, molecular function: protein binding. The record is from RefSeq and is a predicted model, not a curated record.
AAUUUUUAGAUUGUGUUUGUUGCAAUAUUUGUAAUAUUAUAGAUUUUUUUUUUUUUUUUUUUUUUUUUUUUUUGGCAAGGUGUAAUUCGGAUUAUUCCACAAUUGUUUGAAAGACAUAAUACCUCAUAAACCCUUAAAAGUUAAAACAGUUAAGCCGUGAAAGUACCAAACCACCACCAAGACGAUGCUACAAUCACUGAAACACAAAUUAAAGCUCACAACCACCAUCACCCGCCUCAUCUCCGGCAACUAUCAACUUCUCCGGCGACUCUCUACCGCAACAUCACCUAUUCCGUCAACAAAACCGCCGGAAAACCGCCAUUAUGUCUCCAAACACGUUUUACAGAAGAAAUUAUGGGCAGUGUUGAAUACAAGCCAAACAGUUUCAGAUGUUCUAAACCAUAUUAUUCGAAAUGGCGAGCAGUUCACUAGCGCUGAUCUUCUUGCUUGCAUACAAACUCUCCGCAAGCAUGGCCACUACAGCCAAUGCCUUGAGAUACUUGAAUGGAUGGAUAAAGGUAGAUUUGAAUAUUCAGCUACAGACUAUGCAUUGCGUUUGAGGUUAAUGUGUAACGUUAAGAGCAUCAAAGGUGUUGAGAAAUACUUCGACAGCAUUCCUUCUGAUGCCAAGAACCAGUAUACAUAUGGAGCACUUCUAUAUUGCUACUGUACUAAAAUGAAGACGGAUAAAGCAUUGGCUAUUUUCAAAAAGAUGGAUGAAUUGAAAUAUAUUUUUAAUGAUAUGGCCUUCAAUAGUCUCAUGGAACUUUACAUUAAAGUAGGCACACCAGAGAAGGUGCCAUUGCUUGUAAAAGAGAUGAAGCAAAGAAACAUCCCACUAACCAGCCUCACUUACUGCAUCUGGAUUCAGUGCUAUCGAUAUGCAGUUGAUCUUGUGGGUCUUGAACAAGUUAUGCAUGAAGUUCAAGAGCAGGACUCUGUAAGGGAUGAUUGGAAAAUAUACAGCAACCUUGCUGCAGUGUACAUUAAAGUAGGCACACCAGAGAAGGUGCCAUUGCUUGUAAAAGAGAUGAAGCAAAGAAACAUCCCACUAACCAGCGUCACUUACUGCAUCUGGAUUCAGAGCUAUCGAUAUGCAGUUGAUCUUGAGGAUCUUGAACAAGUUUAUGCAUGAAGUUCAAGAGCAGGACUCUGUAAGGGAUAAUUGGAAAAUAUACAGCAACCUUGCUUCAGUGUACAUCGAGGCUCAUCAGUCUGAAGAAGCUAAUACUGCCUUGAAAAGAAUGGAGGAACUUUUUGAUAAUCCAAGGAGUGCUGACCGCAAAGCUUACCAUUACCUGAUUUCCAUGUAUGCCAAAACUGGUAAUUUAAAUUCUGUUUAUUAGGCAUGGGAGAAACUGGUAUCAAAUUUUAAAGUUUGUCAUAAUGCAAGCUACCUUACAAUGCUUCGAGCCUUGUCAGUGCUAGAUGAUAUUGAAGGCCUAAAAAAAUUAUUAGAGGAGUGGGAGAUGGGUUGCUUAGUUUAUGACGGGAGGCUACCAGCUGUUGUUAUAGGUGCUUACCUGAGGCAUGACAUGCUUGAAGAGGCUGAACAGCUGCUGAGAGAUAUAAAAGUUAAGGCUGGUCGGCUGAUAAAGUUUGCCCAUGUCCUUUUCAUGAACUACUUCUUGGAAAAACAUCAAUUUGAUUCCGCAUUGAAGCAUAUGGAAGCUGCAAUGGCUGUCAAAUGGAAGCCAGUAGUAGAAAAGCUUGAUCCUUUCUUCAAUCAUUUCAAAGAAGAGAAAAAUGUUGAUAGUGCUGAAGAAUUUUGCCAAAAGUUAGUGAAAGUCCAGCCUCUCGACUCGAGGACCUACUUGUGGUUGCUUCAAACUUAUGCAGCUGCAGGUAAAACAGCCCCAAACAUGCGUCAAAGGAUGGAGGGAAGUGGUAUAGAUAUUACCCCUGAGCAUGAGGAGUUGCUCCAGAAGAUAUGUUAGCUAUUCCCCUUACAUUGCCAAGUCCCCUGGCCAGUUGGCUCCCUUUUCUGUUAUGUUUUGAAUUAUAUUGCUCAAUUAGAUAUGCCUGAAUUAACUUAGGAGUCAAAGUUAAGCUAUUGUUUGGAGUAAUGUUGAAAAUUGGUUGAUUACUGUUGUUACAUUAUUUCAACCUGUAAUCCUGUAUACAAUUUUACAAUUACUACCAGUCUUCCAGCUAUAUUUAUCUAUCAGCCAAUAUACAAAAAUAUUCAUGUAUUUUUUUUUCUUUCUCUAUUAAAUUGAUCAAACUAAAGACUGUCUAAUAAGGGCCCUGUAAUAUUGGCUUAAAUCCUAUACUCAUUGGACUACUCAACUCAAUAACAGUUGUAGACGUAUAGUUGAUCGUUAUACUUGUAUAUUUUUUUUUUUACUCAUGUACAAAAA